CACACACACACACACACACACACACACAUCACUAACUCACUCUGUCUGCUUGUCUCUUCUCUGCCUCUCCCCAAUGUCAUCUUCAUUUCCUCCUUACAUGAGCUUGCUCGUAUGUAAAGCAAUAUCAGUGAGAGUUGACAGGAGGCGAGCUGACGAGAGGGGUGACAGAGGACAAAGUUUAGAGGACUUCUCUUCUUUUCAAAGCCUAACGGACUUUCAGAGGUGUGAGAAAAAGUGGACUGAGCUGUGACAUCAGGUUGGACUCAAAAGGUUGAGGGCAGACAGGUGGGAUGGCAGAGGCCUGCGUGGGUUCACCCCCCCAGGUGUUUGUGGUGGACAGCCAGGCGAGCUACGUCCCCAUUCCUGUGGGGAGGAAACAUAGGUGGGCGAGUGGAGGCCAGAAGUUUCUGCUGCUGAUGGUGGGACUCGUCGUGUUUGGACUUGUUGUUCAGGGAUGUUUUAUCCACAACCUCAACAAAAAAAUGGAGGCGUUCUCUUCAUGCAUGUGUCACCCUCUCUGUCAAAACCUAUCGAGUCCCAUAUCAUCCAGCCAACAGGGGGGCACACUACUCAGUAAAAUCAGACCCAAAGACAAGUUCAACAAGACUUCUACAGUGAGACCACAAACGGAGGAUGUCCAGCAGCGGCCCUUUGCUCAACUGAUGGGAUCCAGCUUGACUGUGGACAGUGACAAUGUGGUGCAGUGGAUUAACAACAGCGAGGACAGCAUCACUCAGAACAUGGGCUACAAAAAUGGACGGCUGUUGGUGGAGAAGGACGGCUACUACUACCUCUACUCCAAAGUGUCGUUAGACGUUCAAGAGCCAUGUUUGUUUUUCCAGCACGAGGUUUGGAAAGACACCAAAGCUUAUGGGAAACCUAUACGACUUAUGAAAUCAAAAAGACACCAAUGCUUGACUCACAAAUUUAAAGAUUCUCAAGAUGUGCUGGAGGAUUAUUGGAACAGUUUUCUGGCGGGAAUCUUCGAGCUGCAGCGAGGCGAUGAGAUUUACAUCAAACUGGACAGUAAACAGAAGAGGCAUCCAGAUCCUGCUGACAACCUGAUGGGGGCGUUUAUGAUCUCAGAGAAACGCCUCAGGCCCACUCUGUGAACAGAUUCUAUGUCUCUGUUUGUUUAUUUACAUAUUAAUAUAUAAUAUAAGUUAUUUUGUUCUCAAGGAAUGUGUUGAAUCAUUUAUAGAAAAGCAACAAUUGGUUGUGAUGUAAAGUAUCUGAUAUUUGGGUUAUAUAAUCCUUAAUCCUUAUUGAUAAUAUUCUGUAUGAUUUGUUGUUCAAAUAAACUGCUGUCUUGU
Molecule: messenger RNA, 1313 nt
Organism: Notolabrus celidotus (New Zealand spotty)
Lineage: Eukaryota; Metazoa; Chordata; Actinopteri; Labriformes; Labridae
Product: tumor necrosis factor ligand superfamily member 14-like
Exons: 8
Coding region: 291-1112 (273 amino acids)
Biological process (GO): immune response
Cellular component (GO): membrane
Molecular function (GO): tumor necrosis factor receptor binding
Source: RefSeq, a predicted model, not a curated record